GUGCGUUUUGGUAAUACUGAAGAGCGAAGAAUCAUUUGCUUUGCUUGUCUGGUAAUUCAACUGAUUGGUUUUCGCAAAUUCGAAUGGGUGGUUUCAAUUUCACAAUCGCACGCCAGAGCAGAAGAGCUAGAUAGAUAGUCUCAGUCUCUGUCUGAGCCUCCGCCUCUGCCUCCACCUCCGCGUGGUAAUGAGAACUCACAAAGCAGCGUCGAGUAACAACAUCAACAGGCGGCCCACUGUUCUAUAUCUGGUUUGCGCUGCCGCAUUCUUCUCUGUUAUCCUUUUCGGCAUCCAAUCUUCUUUAUUCACAGGUAAUCAGAAAUUAGAUCUCGAACAACAAGAUGUUCGAAUUUUAUCGGAAUUUCAGUCUACUGUAAAGCAAUGCGUGGCAAACAGAGGGCUCGGUCUCACUGCACAUAUUAUUGACCAUUGCAGCUUGACUCUGAAGUUCCCCGAAGGAACUAACAGCACCUGGUAUAAUGAGCAGUUUAAAACUUUUGAAGCACUGGAGUACAAUUAUAAUGUUUGUGAGGCAAUUUUAUUGUGGGAGCAGUACCGGAACAUGACGACAGUAUUGACAAGGGAGUAUCUAGAUGUUCGACCUAAAGGGUGGGAGGAGUAUGCAGCACAAAGGAUAGCACAAUUGGGAGCUGAUAAAUGCUACAAUAGGACACUUUGUGAGGAACACCUUAAUUUGAUACUUCCAGCAAAGCCACCUUUUCACCCUCGGCAAUUCCGUACGUGUGCAGUUGUUGGAAAUUCAGGAGAUCUUUUGAAGACGAAGUUUGGAAAGGAGAUUGAUAGUCAUGAUGCUGUUAUAAGGGACAACGAGGCUCCUGUUAAUGAGAAAUAUGCCAAGUAUGUUGGUCUGAAGAGGGAUUUUCGCCUUGUUGUAAGGGGUGCGGCUCGUAACAUGGUUGCCAUUCUAAAUGGGUCUGCUGAUGAGGUACUUAUAAUCAAAAGUGUUACGCACAAAUCCUUUAAUGCAAUGAUCAAGAGAAUUACAAAUCCAGUUUACCUUUUCCAAGGUAUUGUGCUCCGCCGAGGUGCCAAAGGAACUGGAAUGAAGUCUGUAGAAUUAGCACUUUCUAUGUGCGACAUUGUUGACAUAUAUGGUUUCACUGUUGAUCCUGGAUAUACUGAAUGGACACGUUACUUCUCUACACCUAGGAAAGGGCAUAAUCCACUUCAAGGGAGGGCAUACUACCAGCUCCUAGAGUGCCUUGGUGUUAUCAGAAUCCAUUCUCCCAUGAGAUCUAAGAGGAAGCAAGAUUGGUCAGAUGUGCCAAGUCGAGAAAUGAUAGGCAGAGCUCAUGCAGCAGCCUUGCGAUUAAAGAGGAGUCAAGCUGGUCAGGCUGGUGAUUUGGGACAGUUUGGUAGUUGUAAGGUGACGGGCAAUGUGGACCCUGACAACAUUGGGCCUGUCUCAGGAUCUCCAGACAUGAGUGAUGUAAGAAAGAAUUCAAAUUACAAUAAAUGGGAAGUCUUGCCUUUCAAGAGUCUGAGGAAGGAAGCACAGGACCACUUUAUCGAAAUGGAAGGUGCUUCUCUAUACAAAAUGGAUGGCAAUAAGUUGGAUGACCUAGUAUGUGUGAGGCAUUCCUUAAAGUCAGAGGUCUAGCUGAGAACUAUCUUGUGUUGAUUCUUUAUGGUCGGUCUUAAUCAGACUUUGGUUGGUUAAGAGCAGAGCCAGCCGUGCAUUCCCACUUUCUCAUUGUCUUGUGGAAUUUUCAGUGAGAUGGACUUCUUUCACAGCUCCGCUUGUGCACCACUCUAGUUUAUCAUUUUAAUGAAUAUGCUGGGAUCAGUAGCAGUGACAUGGGAGGAAUCACAGCCUGCCAUACGCAGUGGGAAAGACAUCAUCAGCAAUACACUGUUUGAAUGCUUAUCUAUACUCUAGAGAUUUUUGGAACUAGAAAGAUGUAUGGAAACACAGAUAUGCAUGUAUGAGGCUUAAUUGAUGUUUAUAAUAGAUAUUCUUUUUAGUACACAUUCAGAAUCUAACAGAGGCAUGUAAACUGAUUUGAUCUCAUUGACAUUGUGUAUGGGUGGCUGGGCCGGUUUUCUAA
Prunus avium (sweet cherry) is the source of this 2069-nucleotide messenger RNA. RefSeq names its product MALE GAMETOPHYTE DEFECTIVE 2 (gene MGP2). Gene Ontology annotation, biological process: pollen germination; pollen tube growth. Gene Ontology annotation, molecular function: sialyltransferase activity. The record is from RefSeq and is a predicted model, not a curated record. NCBI's taxonomy places the organism in Eukaryota, Viridiplantae, Streptophyta, Magnoliopsida, Rosales, Rosaceae.